AACCUCCACUAUGAGUCAUAGUUUUCACUUUUCAGGGAUGAAUGCUGGUUUGCUGUCUGUACUCUAUAGGGCCCACAAAAGAAGAAGGUAUAACAGUGAUCAAUUUUGCGAAGACCAAUGGUGGUGGUGGACCGGUGGUGGUGUCGAGUGCAAAUUUAGAAACUUCAAUUUCAAGGGUCAAAUAUCAAUUGUCAGGAGAAAAAGGGCACGGGUUUAAUAUUGGUGGAAAUGUACCCCUUGAUGUUAUAAAGAAGCAGCCUACCAAGCAUUUGAUAAAAAAAAAAAAAAAAACCGAAGUCCAUCCCAACAAGCUACGUUCCAGAUGUGGAAGCUCGGACAAUAGAGUAAGAAUUGAGGGAAGGACAGUAUCUUCCAGAUAUGGAAAUGGAAGAUUGGAUAGAGAGUAUGAGAGGGGGGGAGUUGGUGGUUAUUGAUGAAGCUGGUAGAUCAACAGUUUCUCAAAGGGAAGGAGGAGAUCUUUUAGACACAGAAAAUUUGACAGAGAGCAUAACCGUAGAAGGGUAUAUGCUUAUCAACCAAGGUAGAGUUUCGUCAGAAGGGCAAGAGACAGAUGUUUCAGAUGUGGGAGUGGAGGAUUUGACGGAUGACUUCAUUAUGGUUGCCGACGAAAGUAGGGUUUCUGAAGGGCUUGAUACACAUAAAGCUAAAGGAGAAGCAUUACUGACAACAGAGCUGGCAGGUCAGGGUUUUGACAAAAAUAGGGAGAUGAUCUGGUCUUGGUUGAUGAAGGAUGAAGUCUCAAGUAUUGGCAUUUAUGGGAUGGGCGGUGUUGGUAAAUCAUCAUUGGCAACGCAUAUCCAUAAUCAGCUUCUACAAAGACCAACUUCUUUCAAGCAUGUGUUUUGGAUUACUGUAUCACAAGAUUUUAGCAUCAGUAAAUUGCAGUAUCUUAUUGCCAAAGCUAUUAAUUUAAAUCUUUCGAAUGAAGAUGAUGAGAAGAAAAGAGCUGCCAAGUUGAAUAAAGCAUUAGUUGCAAAGGGAAAAUCUGUUCUCAUUUUAGAUGAUUUGUGGAAUCAUUUUCAUCUAGAAAAGGUGGGCAUACCUGUUGAGGUGAACAUGUGCAAGCUGAUUCUCACAACUCGAUCAUUGGAAGUUUGCAGGCGGAUGGGUUGCCAAGAGAGAAUCCAAGUAGAGCUUCUUACUAAGGAAGAAGCUUGGACUUUGUUCAAGGAGAAACUUGGGCAUGAUGCUGCACUCUCUCCUGAAGUUGAACAGAUGGCAAAAUUGGUUGCAGCUGAAUGUGCUUGUCUGCCACUUGGGAUUAUAACAAUGGCAGGAAGCAUGAGGGGAGUGGAUGAUUUAUAUGAGUGGAGGAAUGCGUUGACAGAAUUGAAACAAUCAGAAGUUAGGCCACAUGACAUGGAACCUGAGGUAUUCCAUAUUUUGAGAUUUAGUUACAUGCGUUUGAAUGACUCAGCAUUGCAACAGUGCCUCUUAUACUGUGCAUUCUUUCCAGAGGGUUUCACUAUGGAUAGAGAGGACUUGAUAGGGUAUUUGAUUGAUGAGGGGAUAAUUCAACCAAUGAAGAGCAGGCAGGCAGAAUUUGAUAAAGGUCAGGCUAUGCUUAACAAUCUUGAAAAUGCCUGCUUGUUGCAAAGUUAUAUAAGAAAAGAAAACUACAGAUGUUUCAAGAUGCAUGACUUGAUUCGAGAUAUGGCUCUCCAGAAACUCAGAGAGAACUCCCCAAUCAUGGUUGAAGUUAGGGAGCGACUAAAAGAAUUACCAGGCAAGGAUGAGUGGAAAGAGGAUCUUGUGAGAGUUUCGUUAAUGGAAAAUCGCCUCAAGGAAAUUCCCUCUAGUUGUUCACCAAUGUGUCCCAAACUUUCAACAUUAUUUCUAAACUCAAAUAUCGAGCUAGAAAUGAUUGCAGAUUCCUUUUUCAAGCAUUUGCAAGGGCUCAAGGUUCUUAAUCUAUCAAGUACUGCUAUCCAGAAAUUGCCAGGUUCCUUUUCUGAUCUAGUGAAUCUCACUGCAUUAUAUCUCAGAAGGUGUGAGAAGCUGAGGCAUAUACCAUCAUUAGCAAAGCUUAGGGAGUUGAGGAAAUUGGAUCUCCGCUAUACUGCCCUUGAAGAACUGCCCCAAGGCAUGGAAAUGCUGUCCAAUCUCAGGUAUCUUAAUCUUCAUGGAAACAGUCUGAAGGAGUUGCCUGCUGGUAUAUUGCCUAACCUCUCCUGUCUAAAAUUCCUCGGCAUUAACCGGGAAAUGGGCCUUUUCAAGACCGAAAGAGUAGAGGAAGUGGCAUGUUUGAAAAGCUUGGAAACUUUGAGAUACCAAUUCUGUGAUCUUUCUGACUUCAAGAAGUACCUCAAAUCUCCAGAUGUGAGGCAACCUCUGAUCACAUACUUCUUCCUAAUAGGACAACUAGGCGUGGAUCCAACCAUGGAUUAUUUACUUUAUAUGACACCAGAGGAAGUCUUUUAUAAGGAAGUUUUGCUGAAUAAUUGCAAUAUCGGUGAAAAGGGAAGGUUCCUUGAGCUCCCCGAAGAUGUUUCAGCUUUGUCAAUUGGAAGAUGCCAUGAUGCAAGAAGCUUAUGUGAUGUUUCUCCAUUUAAACAUGCACCUUCACUAAAGUCCUUCGUGCUGUGGGAGUGUGACAGGAUAGAGUGCUUAGUUUCAAAGUCAGAAUCCUCCCCAGAAGUAUUUGAAAGACUUGAGUCUCUAUACCUUAAAACUUUGAAGAACUUCUUUGUCCUCAUUACAAGAGAAGGAUCUGCCACACCGCCACUGCAAUCUAAUUCUACCUUUGCCCAUCUUAAAUCCUUGACAAUAGGUGCAUGUCCAAGCAUGAAGAAUCUGUUCUCCCUUGACUUGUUGCCAAAUCUCAAAAACUUGGAAGUGAUUGAAGUUGAUGACUGUCACAAAAUGGAGGAGAUAAUAGCUGUAGAGGAGGAAGAAGAAGGCACUAUGGUUAAAGAUAGCAAUAGUAGCAGCAACCGCAACACAGUUACCAAUCUCUCAAAAUUAAGGGCUUUGAAAUUAAGCAACUUACCGGAGCUGAAGAGCAUUUUCCAUGGGGUAGUGAUCUGUGGCUCUCUACAAGAGAUUCUUGUGGUCAACUGCCCAGAGCUUAAGAGGAUCCCCCUCUUUGAUCCGGUCCUUGGCAUUGGCCAAAUACCUCUUCGAAGAAUCCAAGCAUAUCCGAAAGAGUGGUGGGAACGAGUGGAGUGGGGCAAUUCCAACAGCAAGAAUGUCCUUCAGCCCCUCUGUGUGUUUCAGGAGGCUUUGUAUUAUUAGUGGGAGAAGAAGGCCGGCAGUUGAACCACAUUCAUGGUCUAGAGAGAGUUGAGAAGCAACCAAGCUCACUCCCCUUGAAUGAUCACCAGAAACCUAAAGAAUUGAAGUUUGGGGAGAGGGUGCAAAUAAAAUUGGGAAGAGAUGCAUGCAGCGUUAAAGAAAUUAAAGCAAUACUGAAGGACAAUCGGCCAAGCGUGGAGAAGGAACAAAGCCUCCGGAGAAAGUAAAGUGAAGGCAUCAAGUGAUCAUUCUAGGAACUGGGAAAAAAAAAAAUUCGUUCAGUUUUGGCUGUAAAACUAAAAUUGCUUGGAUGAAAGGCCAAAUAAGUUUCCCUUGCUAGCUGUCUUGCUCAUCUCUGUAAUUUCAGCAACUAUCAUGGCUGGUAACAAUUUUAUUUUAUUUUUUUGACACA
Messenger RNA from Populus nigra (black poplar), 3667 nucleotides. Its product is annotated as probable disease resistance protein At4g27220. Gene Ontology annotation, molecular function: protein binding; ADP binding; ATP hydrolysis activity. The record is from RefSeq and is a predicted model, not a curated record. The transcript has 3 exons. The coding region runs from base 379 to 3255 and encodes 958 amino acids. Lineage: Eukaryota; Viridiplantae; Streptophyta; Magnoliopsida; Malpighiales; Salicaceae.